CGUGUUAUCAGUCUCCACAUCCAACAGCCGCUCCUCGCUCUUCCCAUCGCUUCCCAUUGACAACAUCGCUACUGUCUUUGCAAAACUUUGAAGAAACCGGACAGCAGGCACAGCGUCGGAGCUGACCGAGAUGAAUCGACUGGAAGCAGCUUUGGGCACGAGCAAGCCCUUCAGCUCGGUCUCGGUGUGGAUCGACAGACUGAGCUCUGAAGCGUACAAGGAGGAUGAUUAUGAGGGCAUCAUCGAGCUGGUGGAUGCGAUCAACAUCCAGUCUACUGGACCUGCAGAGGCUUCUCGCGCACUUAGAAAGAAGCUCAAGUAUGGAAGCGUUCACGGGCAGAAGCGAGCACUCACUAUGCUGCGAGCGACGGUCGAGAAUGGCGGUCCAAGAUAUCAGACCUCUUUCGCGGAUCCGCAGCUUGUAGAGCGCAUCAAGCUCAUGUCGCAAGACCCGCUCGUCGACGCAUCGGUGCGCAAGAAGCUCAUGAGGCUCUUGCUGCAGUGGCAGAUCCAGUACAAAUCGGAACCCACCAUGAGGCACGUUGCCGGAUUGUAUGCUGCUUGCGGAGGCGGGCGCAAGAGCGACGCUCAGCUCAAGAGUGAGGCGGCUGAGGCUUUCAGGAAGAGGAAAGAAGAGGAGGACAGGCAGAGACAGAUCAGGAGCGAUCAGAAAGCGGCCGAGCGCUUGCAGAAGGAGGAAGACAAGCGCAAAGCCAAACAGCGCGGGAAUCAGCCUCGAGUGGUUUUCAACUUCGAAAAGGAGAAGCCUCAAAUCUUGUCAUCGCUGGCGACAAGUCAGCAAGCUGCGACUUCUCUCGUCAAUGCUCUGCAGCACGUCAAUCGCGAGAAAGAGAACGUGUCCGACAAUGAGCGUGUCAAGCAUUAUCUAGCUGCGGUCAAGGCAGAGCGCAAGAAGAUUGUCAGAUAUGUGCAACUUGUUCGAGACGAAGAAUUCCUUGGAGGUCUCAUCUCGGCCAACGAUCAGAUCAUCCUGUCCUUGCAGCUCUACGACAAGCUCCUCAAACCUGCAGAUGUCGACAGCGAUGACGAGCCACUUGCUGCUAUCAGCAGCAAGACUGCGGCGCAAAGGGAGCAGGAGCGCAUAGCUGCGGAGGACGCCGAGAUUGAAAUCGUUCGAAAGCGAAUUGCCGAUGCGCAUCUCGAUCUGCCAGAGGGUCAGCUUGAUCAAUUGCAAGAUAGGCAGCGCAUGCGCAUUGAGAGACACAACAGCUACAGGUCAAGCAUCCGAAGCGGCGUCGAGGGAGGUCACUCGGGUCCUGUGCGCGAUCUCAUCGACCUCGAUUUUGAUGCUGCAGACUCGCACAGUGCUGGGCAAGCGACUAAUCACACGCGUGGCCACACCGGCACGCUGUCCGAUUAUUCUGACUACGAGUCAGACUCCGACGGCGAGGCAGGGUCAAGCGGUGCUCGGGCCGGUGCGACCGGUGCGACCGGUGCAGAAAGAUGGGGCGACAUGGGGGCGUACGACCGCGAUGCUGGGUUCGAGCCUUUAGCUCAUCGGCCGCAAAUCGGGGAGCCGGUGCUUGAAGAUGAUGGAGACCCUUUUGGCGACGAUCGAGAAGCGCAAGAAGACUUUGAGAGGCUCAUGGCGAAUCAAAGACCAGCUCAGAGGCACGACUUUGCUGCAGUCUAAUCAGACGCGCUGUCAUCUCCGCCCCGCCAUGCGCCUUGCCUUUUGUGAUGACAACUCUCUUACCUUGAACCCUUUACAGUGCAGAAGUUGCGCGCAUUUGGAAGCAUUUGCGAAUUGGUUUCAGACCGAACCGAGAUAGCGCUAUUGUUACAUUACGAAGUUGCUCACUGCAAGAAAUACCAUGUUGAGCUUUU
Molecule: messenger RNA, 1848 nt
Organism: Ceraceosorus guamensis
Lineage: Eukaryota; Fungi; Basidiomycota; Exobasidiomycetes; Ceraceosorales; Ceraceosoraceae
Exons: 9
Coding region: 131-1654 (507 amino acids)
Biological process (GO): actin cortical patch localization; actin filament organization; endocytosis
Cellular component (GO): actin cortical patch
Molecular function (GO): phosphatidylinositol binding; ubiquitin binding
Source: RefSeq, a predicted model, not a curated record